Stomoxys calcitrans (stable fly) is the source of this 873-nucleotide messenger RNA. RefSeq names its product trypsin alpha-3-like. Gene Ontology annotation, biological process: proteolysis. The record is from RefSeq and is a predicted model, not a curated record. NCBI's taxonomy places the organism in Eukaryota, Metazoa, Arthropoda, Insecta, Diptera, Muscidae. The transcript has a single exon. Gene Ontology annotation, molecular function: serine-type endopeptidase activity. Bases 1 to 873 code for a protein of 290 amino acids.
AUGUGGUCAUCGAGAGUUCUACUGUCGCUGAGUGUUUUUGUUUUUGUACCCACCUGUAUGGCACAAAUACGAAAUUCUACAUUGGCAAUGCUGGGUAUAGACGACUUGGAUUACUACGAUCCGGAGAUUUAUAAUUUUACCGACACACGAAUAGUUGGCGGUAGACCAAUCAGUAUUAACCGAGUACCUUGGCAACUUGCCCUUUACGACGGUGGUUACUUUAUAUGCGGAGCUUCAAUCAUUAGUCGAGAUUGGGUAUUAACAGCGGCCCAUUGUGUCGAAGGAGGCGGUAAUUUUGCAGUUCGCGCCGGUUCUACAUACGUUAAUCGAGGCGGUCAAAUUCGUUAUGCAAAUGCUGUCAUUAUCCAUUCAAGAUACAAUUCACGCACCUUUAACUAUGAUAUUGCUCUGCUACGAGUGAGGCAAAGUUUUCGAAUAACCCCAAAUGUGAGACCUAUACCGCUUGCUAAGCGUAACAGGAGCUUACCCGAUCGAUUUUUUGUCAGCGGUUGGGGUAGAACCAGAGAAAAUGGUCAAACUUCGAAUCGCCUGAGAGGCGUAACUAUCGCCAAAAUAACUCGGCCGAGAUGCCAACGACAGUAUGCGCCAGUUGGCAUUGGCAUCACAGUCAACAUGAUAUGCGCAACGUCGCCUCAGAAAGACGCAUGUCAAGGUGAUUCAGGAGGUCCAUUAGUUAAUGGUCGAAUCCAAUACGGAAUUGUAUCGUAUGGAAUCGGUUGCGCUAGGCCAAACUACCCAGGGGUUUACACAAACCUACGACGCUUAAACCAAUGGGUUCGAUCAGUCAUAAAUCUUAGAGGUGGAGCAAUGCCAACAUUUAAAGCUAUCAAACAAAAGAAAAAAGCGAUAUAA